AUGCAGGUUGAAGAAUCUGUCCCAAUUGACGCGAAUGCGCACUGUCCUGGUCCUUCUAGUGCUGAUGCAGGUAAGUCUGAUGCCUGUGAGGGCUGUCCGAACAAGGAAAUAUGCGCUUCGGCACCUCGUGGAGAAGACCCGGAUUUGCCUCUUGUUACAGAACGGUUGAACAAGAUCAAGCACAAGAUUCUCGUCCUUUCCGGUAAAGGAGGUGUCGGAAAAUCAACUUUUAGUGCUCAAUUGGCAUGGGCUUUGUCGCUCGACGAAAAUAAACAAGUUGGAUUGCUGGACGUGGACAUUUGCGGUCCCUCAAUUCCUACAAUUAUGGGUGUUCAAAACGAAGAGAUUCAUCAAUCGAAUGAGGGUCUGUCCCCAGUCUAUGUUUGUGAGAAUUUAGGCGUUAUGUCAAUUGGUUUUCUCUUACCUUCGGAGGAUUCCUCUGUCAUUUGGCGCGGUCCGAAGAAGAACGGUAUCAUUAAACAGUUUAUCAAAGAUGUAUACUGGGCAGAUUUGGAUUAUCUCGUUGUGGACACGCCUCCGGGCACGAGUGACGAACAUUUAUCGCUUGUUCAGUUUUUUAAACAGUCUGGUGUGGACGGUGCCAUCAUCAUCAGCACACCUCAAGAAGUCUCUCUUCAGGAUGUGCGAAAAGAGAUUAACUUUUGUCAGAAAGCGAAGAUUCCCAUCCUGGGGCUUGUGGAAAACAUGAGUGGGUUCGUGUGUCCAUCUUGUCAUAACAAAUCAAAUAUCUUUAUCGCCAACACUGGUGGAGGAGAAGCCUUGGCGGCCGAGUUCUCGAUUCCCUUCCUGGGUCGUGUUCCACUUGAUCCACGUAUUACUCAGGCUUGUGAUUACGGUAAAAGUUUUGUUGACGAAUGCCCCGAGUCUCCAGCUUCGGAGGCUAUCAUUAAAAUCAUUGAUGGUAUGUGCCUAUGA
Schizosaccharomyces japonicus yFS275 is the source of this 936-nucleotide messenger RNA. Its product is annotated as iron-sulfur cluster assembly ATPase Nbp35. Gene Ontology annotation, molecular function: 4 iron, 4 sulfur cluster binding; iron ion binding; ATP hydrolysis activity. Gene Ontology annotation, biological process: iron-sulfur cluster assembly; tRNA wobble uridine modification. Gene Ontology annotation, cellular component: cytosolic [4Fe-4S] assembly scaffold complex; cytosol; nucleus. The coding region runs from base 1 to 936 and encodes 311 amino acids. NCBI's taxonomy places the organism in Eukaryota, Fungi, Ascomycota, Schizosaccharomycetes, Schizosaccharomycetales, Schizosaccharomycetaceae. The transcript has a single exon. The record is from RefSeq and is a predicted model, not a curated record.